GCCUCCGGGACCUGGCAACUACAGGAUGCGGGUCGCAGCGCCCGGAGGCCUUUGAGAAGAUCCUUUAACUUCGUGCCUAUUUCUCCAUCUGUAGAAUGGAAAACAGUGCCUGUGGCAUGAGGAUGUGAGGAAUAAAUAAAUGAGUGACUCCAAAGUCCAAUAGUGUUGGUACAGAGAAAGCACUCGGAAAGUAGCCCUUGUAGUUUUAGGUUUAAAAGCGUCGAAUGGAAUCCAUUUGCAUUCGAAAAGUGGACCAACACAAAGACUUGAUAUUGUGGAAUGAUGAGCAAACAAGCGAUGCCAUGUGACGAGCAAGAAAGGCUCUUGUGUUAUAAUGGGGAAGUGCUUGUUUUUCGAUUGUCUAAAGGAAAUUUUGCAGAUAAAGGGCCUGCACAAAUACCCAUAUUACAUGUCAGAAGAAUGGUAUUUGACAGAGAAACAAGUGCAUUUGUUCAGAAGUCCACGGGAUUCUUUAGCAUAAAGGAAGAAAACUCGUAUCACUUCAAAAUCAUGUGUUGCAACUGUGUGUCAGAUUUCAGAACUGGAAUGAACCUCCCUUGUAUUAUGAUACAAUGCAAUGAAAAGAAUAAUGUUUUCAAAUAUUUUCUCCUAUUUCUUCACAGUACCAAUAAAUUUGAAAAGCGUUUGAGUUUUAGACUAGGCCAUGAGUUGAAGGAUGGCGUAAGGGUCUUGAAUGGCCCUUUAAUUUUAUGGAAACAUGUCAAAACCUUCUUCUAUAUCUUUUCCCAAACUGGCAAAGUUAUGACUAUGUCCGUUAACUUGUCAUCUAUUGAGUGGGCAGGAGAGAUUGAAAAUCUAGGUAUGGUUUUAAUAGGACAAAAGAACUGUUAUUUAUCUGAGGAAGAAGGCACCCCAGAGCCUUCAAAAUCAGAUUAUGCAGUUUGGAACACCACGUUUUGUGCAUGCUUCCUCGAAAGCAAAGAAGUAAUAAGUGAUACAUAUAUUAUCCCUCCUGCUUACAGCACUGUAAUAACUCAUGUGCAUGUCUGCGCAACUGAGUUUGUCAACAACCAGCUAAGAAUGUCUCUGAUUGCCCUUACUCGAAAGAAUCAGCUGAUUUCAUUCCAAAAUGGGACUCCUAAAAGUGUGUGCCAGCUUCCAUUUGGAGAUCCUCGUGAAGUGCAACUUAUGGAUUCAGGCGAAGAUCCCCUUUUCAUUGUAUCCUUUAGGUCCAGUGCUUGUGCUGUUUGGGAAAAGAACUUUCAGGUUGCUGCUCAGUGGGAAAAAAUUAGCUUGGUACUCAUAGAUGACUUUAUCGGAAUUGGAAGGGAACAAGUACUGCUCCUUUUUAAGGACUCCUUAAAUUCAGAUUGCCUGAGUUCAUUUAAAAUAACAAAUCUUGAAAACAUAAACUAUUCGAGUGAAGCAUUGGAUUACAAUGAAGAUGACUUAUUUGAAGACAAACCAGAUAACCGUUAUUUGGUGAUUCCAGCUCUGGAAAGAAGAGUGAAAGUUGGCUUGGUUUCUAUUCAGGAAAUACAGCAGCAUCUUUUGCUUAAGGAAAAAAUUGUUUUAAAAUCUUACAAAGCUUUAAUGAACCUGCUGCAAGGAAAAGAAGAUAAUACAUCAAUUGCAGAGGAGGACUGUCUCGUUACUCUUUGUGGUAAUGAAGAAAAUCCUGUCCAUACUGCUGAUGAAGAGUUACCAGACAAUUCUCAAGAUUCAGAACAGGUAGUAGAGAAGAUAUGGUAUCGCGUAAUAGAUGAUAGCUUGGUCGUUGGAGUGGAAACCGUAUCUUCUUUGACGCUGUCCCUGAACCAGGUGACUUUAUCGUUGUUAGUGGAUGAACCCCAUUGCUCCAGCUUUCGGCUUAUUAAGUGUCAAAAUCGGCUGAUCAAGUUGUGUAGGGACUCUUUUCCAGCACCGUGCGCAGUGCCCUGUGAAAUAGGAUCAGAGGCCAAAAGGAUCAAGCUGACUGUUGACAGUGAGGAAGAGGAGGAGGAGAGCUUUGCUCAGGCACAGCCAUCUGAGAAAGAGUGUGUACAGACCAUCACGGCUGUCACACCCCUUUCGCCGCUUUUAGCGUCCAGUCAGUUUCAUUGCACUCUGCUGCUACAGAUCAGGAAGAGCGAAAACGGUAACUGUUCUGAACAUCGUUACAUUCCGUGUGGCCGACUUUUUUUAAGUCUAGAAGAUCUUUCAAGUGGGAAGUACCUAGUGAUGUUUCCAAAGAAACCUAUAGAACACAUGGAAGAUCUGUUUGCACUCCUUGCAACAUUGCACAGAACUUGUUUCCAAAUUGCAUCAGCCAGCUAUGCCCUGACUUCAAUGAAGGCAUGGCUCUUAGAACGCAUGAACUGUGAAGUAAUCAAAGAAUUUCCAGAAAUUUGCUUUUGUAAAGGGCCAGAGGGUUUGUAUGGAACACUCUUCCACUGGAAACAAAGGACGCCAUUUGAAGGGAUUUUAAUCGUCUACUCCAGGAAUCGAACAGCUUUGUUACAGUGCCUUCAUAAUCUCACCAGAAUUCUCCCUAUAAACUGUUCCCUCAAAAAUCUAAAGUCAGGAAGUGAGGGUUUGCUAAGUGAUCGUUUGGCGUUAACUUUGGAGAAGGAAUUGGUUAUCCUUGGUUCUCUUUCUUCUGCCUUAGUUGAGGUGGACAACGACUCGGUGCAGAGGUGUGAAACAAGUAAAGAAAAGAGUAGUGAUGUUCUUGCUGCUUUAUCAGACAGAAAAGACAGCAUCCAUCCCUACAGAGAAGAACUUCAGAGAGAAAAGCAAGCGUUGGAAACGGAUCUAAAAGUGAGUGGUGCCCUUUAUAGAGAAAUGACUGUGAAAUUAGCAGAGGUUCAGCUGAAGUCAGACCUUGCUGCGCAGAAACUGAGUAGUUAAUAAUUAUAAUCUCAACCUGAUUCCAUUUUAAAACAUUUUUUCCCUUGCCAGAACGUUUUGGUUCUACUUGUUUUUAUUUUACAUUAUAUGCCUCCUUUGUAAGAAUAAAACCUGAGGCUUUUUGUAGAAUCUGGUUUUGAUGAUGGCCAGAAUAGAUUAUGCCUUAGAGCGGCAGUUCUCCACUGGGCCGUUUUGCCUCCCUCCAAACCUGUUCCCCUUUCUCCCCCCACCCCACUCCACCCAGGGCAUUGGGCUCGUUUGGAGACAUUUUUUAAUAGAAGGAGUGGGGAAGGUGAAGCAGGGGUGCUGCUCACAGCUGGUGGGUAGAGGCCAGGGGUGCUGCUAAAUAUCUUAGUCUGUACACAUGAGCACCCCCUAGAAAGAGUGGCCUCUCCCAGAAUGCUGAGGAUGAGAUACCCUGUCUUAGAGUUACCACGUAAGUGCAGGCAGAACUGACCAAACAGUAUUUGGUCUAAAUCUUUGAACAAUCUUAAAUAGCCCUUUCAUUGUGUCCUGCUUAGUGAAUCCCUCUUACAAAAGUUACCUUCACGCAGGUAAACAGGGUUGUCGGGAUUCAUAACUUUGUGUAAAGACCGAGUUCCCGUGGAGAUUUGAAAUGGCAGACUGUGUGGGUGAGGCUAUGGAAACGAAAGUGUCUGGAACUGUUGUUCAUUUAAAUGUUAUUAGAAAGUUUCUGUGAAAUUGUUCAAGUCUGUAGAAAUGUGAAAGUAUCAGGGCAUUACUCUGAAAAGCAUCUCUCUUUCAAAAGGUGAAGCAUACCUCACAGGUCACUAUUUUUCAAAAGUUGAAGACGCCUUUAAGCCAUCUGAAAUUCUAACUGUAGGCAAAGCUAAAAUGUAAUAUUCUAACUAAAAUAAUUUAAAGAAUAUGGUGUUCCUCGCAGACUAAAAAUUUUUUAAAAUGAGUGAAAAUUCAGUGGGGAAGUGAUUUUUAAGGGGUUCAAUGAGACAUUUCAAAGGGGUAAAAAUUCAGCCUAUUUCCUUUUUUUUUGGAAAAAAAAAGAAUUUUGCAAUAAUGAAAGCAUGUCAGGAGAGGAAAAAAGAUUCAAAAGGAAUGUUUCUGAUCCUUUUCACUCUAAAGUCUUUAAGUGAGAUGUGGGAUAUAUAAAGAUGGUUAUAGAAAGUAGCGUUUCACGCUUGCAGGUGUGCAGUGCCAGUGUCUCCCCCCCCUUGCCUCGGGAGUGCUUGUACCGAAUGAUCUGAUGAUGCCAGUGGGUUUUAAAGACUGUAGCUUAUUUUCUUGUCUCGGUUUUUUAUUAUUGUCCACCUAAUGUGCUAGUUCUUUUUUUAGUCAUCAUUGCAAACCGAGACAGCUAUAUUUCUAUGAAAUGUCGAUGGAAAAUAUUUCAGACCUUCUGGAAGUAAAAAUGGAAUAAUUUCAGGAUUAAUUGUGGAAAUCUGGCAACGGUGUGUGUAAAUAGAUACAUGAAAAGUGUCCAUAUCAGGUUCUGAAAGAACAACCAAGCAUGAAAUCGAGCAAUUCAAGUGGAAGAUGGUGUUGUCAAAAAACUAAAGACACUUUAAUUGUAAGAGUUUGUCCAUAGGAAACAAGAUAAUAAAAAUAGCAUUUGCUUAUUUUUUUUAUUGAUACAAGCCACCUAAAGUUAUUAAUGUAGAUCAUACCAAAUAACCUCUUUACUGGUAAGUUUGCUACUUCAGUAUACUUUUCUGCUUAUCACCAACUAGAAAAGCCAACCUUUAAAUGGCCUCGCCACUCCCUCAUGAUUCAUUCGGUUGUCCGUCCGCCUCUGUAAGCAUAUCCCUCUGACCGCUGCCGCCCUCGUCGUGAAUCCGAGGCCCCUCCUCAGAAACACAGUCCUCCCAAAUCCACGCUGCUGAAGUAAAAUCAAGUUUUGUUUUUCUGAACAGAGCACUCCACAGUUGUCAGACGCAAAAUGUUCUGGUGACCUCGGGAGUAGGAAAUGUGUGCCAGCCAGCUUAGGUGUGUGACAUUAUUCAGUUUGGUGACCAGGUUGGGGGAAGGAGGAGGACAUGUAACAUUUAUUGACUGUCAGCUAUAUGCAAAACAAUAAGCUUGCAACACACAUACACGCACACAUACACGUUCAUGUCUACGUCAUACGUAUAUAGGGUUUCAUUGUUCAUGGCAAACCACGAAGAGUAAUUGUUAGUAUUGUCCCCAGUAUGAGAAAGAAUGUUAAACCAAAUUAAGCGGGUGAAUGCAAGCAACUUGAACCUGUGCCACUGUUACCAAAUUUUUAAAAUCAGACCCUUUAAGAACUCUGAUAAUACACAAAUGAAUUUUUUAUUGUCUUCAUAAAGCUUUGUUUCCCUUCUUUCUUCCCUCUUCCCUUCCUUCCUUUCUUUUUUUUUGCCUAAAAGUUUAGACAGUAUCAGAUAUUGAAAGGUAUCCCUUUUUUCUUCCUUGUACUCAAACUUGUAAAAACACCCAUGUCCCUUCUAAUGGAAUGACUGAAAGCUGUUUCUUGGAUAACCCCAUCCAGGGAACUUUGGGGUUUCACUGCUACAGACAGUCCGGUGCAAUGUAGAGAAUGCUGAGCCAUAAACAGUACCCAUCAUUGAAUCCUUCAAGGGUUUGUCCUGUUUUCUCUUUUAGAGCUUCCUCGAUCUGUCACUCUAAUCGCUUACUGCUUUAAUCAGAUAGUCCUAUCCUAUUGUGUUGAGUAUCUUCCUAAUUCUAAUGGUGGUCAGGCCACUUUGUAGGACCUUAUUUUGAUAAUCCUGUUGGUUUUUUUGUUUAGUAGGGUAGCAGGUACUAUUCAGGUAGCGAAUGGUCAUCAGGCCAGAAAAGCAGACACCUUCUGGGCCUGCACUGUUCGUGUUUUUCCUGUGCUACAUUGUGAUGAGCGACACUGGACGCAGUACCCGUGUGUGUAACCGUAACUUCACCUUUAAUGAUCAAUUUCCCCACAGCAGCAGUGACUCUGAAAGUGUAAGUGGUGUUAUGGGCCAGUAAAGGAUACCAUUAGUAAUCCACCGAAGCAGUUAGCACUAGAUACCCAGUCAGUCUGGAGUGAAGUGUAGGGCACUCUAUCGAUUGCCUGUUGUGUAUCGAUUCCUUCCUUUUCUUGUACCAGAACUCACUCACUCUC
Molecule: messenger RNA, 5944 nt
Organism: Phyllostomus hastatus (greater spear-nosed bat)
Lineage: Eukaryota; Metazoa; Chordata; Mammalia; Chiroptera; Phyllostomidae
Gene: FANCB
Product: FA complementation group B
Exons: 10
Coding region: 280-2850 (856 amino acids)
Biological process (GO): positive regulation of double-strand break repair via homologous recombination; negative regulation of double-strand break repair via homologous recombination; replication-born double-strand break repair via sister chromatid exchange
Cellular component (GO): Fanconi anaemia nuclear complex
Source: RefSeq, a predicted model, not a curated record